GUACUCAAUUACCCCAUUUGGUUUGGUUUUCCCCAUUUCACAUCUCUACAUCUACACUACAUGCAUACAUAGUCCCUCCUCCCCUCCCCCGUACCAAUACCAAUUUCUUCUUUCACACCAAAACAAAAGCAUUAACUGUUUUAACCCAGUGGAGGGCCCUAAAAUGCGCCUGGUGCGUGCAGGUCAGGUGCAGCUUAUAAAGUUACGCCGCGCCCGGUUUCGUCGAGGAAGCUGCUGAUCUAUUAACAAGUAAAGGCGGUAGAAAGCCAAAUAAACAUGUCCACAAAUGUAGCACACGCCUUGGAAUUCGACUUCCUUGAAAGCUGCUCUUUUCAGCCUUGAUCCUCUUCUUCUUCCUCCUUUCUACUACAAUUAUCAUUUGUUGAUCCUCGCUAUUUUUCUUUUGGAAAAAGAAAAGGCAAAAUUGAUCUCCAACGAGUUCAACGAUCCAUGUCGUCGGAUAUAAGCUAAACCUUUCUGCACAAUCUUCCUUUCUCUUCAACGACUCAAAACUAAGUUGUUUUCAUUCUUUGUUGCGAGAACAAAAAAUAUGGUGGCUAAAUGCAGCAACUUUAACGGAGUGUACUGCGACGAGAGUUUCGUGACUGAUCUCGCCAGUUCGAUCUUGUAAUCGGCAUCUGCGGCGAAUCUUUUAAAAGAUCGUUCCUUCUUUUUGGCUUCCUUUUCUUGUUUGCCGAAGAGGGAAUGGGAACGGAUAGUCUGUUACUGGCAACGGUGGGACCGCCGAUAAAACCACGAGCGGGGUUGAGGAGAAAACAGGCUGGAAGAGGCUCUUACAGAGGAAGCUAGGGGCCUUAUUGCAAA
Messenger RNA from Theobroma cacao (cacao), 825 nucleotides. The record is from RefSeq and is a predicted model, not a curated record. NCBI's taxonomy places the organism in Eukaryota, Viridiplantae, Streptophyta, Magnoliopsida, Malvales, Malvaceae.